GUAUUCUGUCAUCAGCUGUCAUAUAGAAUGAAGUUGUGAAAAUUUUGAACGUAUAUUGAAUUAAUUAAUUUAUUUGAAAACUAUUUUACCAAGUACUGAUAAGUAAUAAUGGCAGGAUCUGCAGAUGAACUAAUGCUCCUGGAGAGAGUUUUUCUGAGAUUGGGAUCUGCAGAAACUGAUGAUCAGCUGCAAAACGUACUGUGCAAAUUCCUUCCUCCAGUCCUAUUGAAACUGUCUUCAUCUCAAGAAGCAGUUCGUAAGAAGGUUAUGGAACUGUUAAUCCAUGUGAAUCGAAGAUUAAAAACGAGACCAUUGGUGCAGCUACCAGUAGAGGCUCUUUUAACCCAAUAUCAAGACCCUUCAGCUACCUCAUUUGUGACAAAUUUUACAAUUAUAUACUUGAAAACUGGUUUUCCCCGUUUACCAGUUGAAAAACAAGCUGAGCUUGUGCCGACCAUUUUGAAUGCAUUAGAUAAUAAACCACAACUACACAUAGACAGUUUGCUGUUAUUAAUCGUACCACUUUUGGGAAAAGUGAAGAUUCCAACAGAACCAGAAAAAUUAUCCAAUUUAUUUGGUUUAAAUGAAAAGCCACUUCUUACCAAACAGUUAUUGGAAAUUUUAUUGGACAUGAUAAUCUUACCCUACAGUGCGUUGUCACCGCAAACACCUGAAAAUUUAGAGCAAUCAAACAAUGUAUCUUCAACUGUACCCCCUUGCAUGAGUGAGUGGUCUCAUAAAAGGAUAAUCACUAACAGUUCAAUGAAACCUGAAGAUCUUGAAGAGAUUAAACUAGGUAUCAUCAAGUUUCUCGGCCAUGGUGUAUUCAGUAAUGAGGACAUUUUAAUCCACUUGAUAGUAGCAGCUUCUGAUACAAGAUUUGCUGUAACAAAUUUGGCCGAUAUGGAAUUGAGAAAAAUUAUCGGGUCGGUAGAUUGGUCUUCCACUGCCGUGUCACUUCCACUGUACGCCCUUUUUCUGGGAUCUCAAGGUAAAUCCGUCAAACCCGACCAAAAAAAAUCUCCAGCAAACACUAGGAUCCGUCUAAAACUUCUAUCUUCGUUGUGCCGGGUAACGGGUUCUGGUUUUGCCUUUCCUCAUUGUAUACAGGUUAUUUUUGAUUCCCUCUAUGGCACUCAAACAAAUACUAGGCUGAAAACCCUGGCGUUGAAUUUUACUGCUAACAUAAUUCGAUACGCUAAUGAAGAUCCUCUGGGUAAGGUAGCGCCAGUCUUGCUGUCAGGCUUGCAGAAACUGAUAAAAGAAGGGGAUGAAGUACAUCACGGUCAGGCUUACAUCAUAAUAGGAAUGUUGGGACAAAGAUUUCCGAAAAUAGUCUACCACGAUGUUGGAUUGCUGGAAAUGUUUUUCACAAACAUGGAAAGCGCUAGUCCAGAACUGCGUUUGCAAAUCAGAGAGGGGUUACUGAACUUGAUCUUGGCUUACAAACAUGAUAUUUUACCUUCGGAGUGUGACAAAGAUGGGAGGUUGAAUAUACUUUUCGCUUUAAUCAAGUGUAAGAUUGUAUCAGAAGAACCUAUGGUGAGGUUCGUAGCUGUUAGGACUUUGGCGACUAUUUUUCCACCCAAUCACGUUCCUUCAAAGUUCUUGUUGUUAACAGCAACCGGAGAUAGUAAGGACGAAGUGUCUGCGGAAUCAUUCAAGUCCUUGUAUGGCACUACUAGAAAAAAUGAUGUAGAUCUCUCACAGGAAAAGUUAAAAGCGAAAGUUGAUAUGCCUUCUUUCAAAGAAAUUACCAGCUACAUUUUUGGCGAGGCCGAACUCAACAUGAAAAAUAACUCGAAAUCUUUCACUCAAGGAAACCAUGUGCUACCAUUUGCCACGAAUACGUAUGUUGAGGUUCUGCUUUAUUUGAGGUUGUGUUUGCUGAAAGACUUGGAUGUUCCUCUCACCAGGAAUAUCCUCAAGCAUCCUUGCGAAUUUACUCCAAAAAUUAGUUUACAUCUUCAGUCGGUAGAGCAAAACGGCAACGACAAAAACAAGAACCCCCUAGUGCAGUAUACCAACUUAGUUAGGGAACUCAUGAUCGCAAACCCAGGAACUGAACCUUUGUCUUGUAUGGUGGAGCUAGUAGGUUGCUUGCCCAACUUGCACCAAUACAUUUCGAAAGACUUGUCGUGGAUAAAAGACCAAUUAUCUUCUACAAAAGAGCAGGUCAGAGAAUACAGCGCCAUCUUGUACAGUAUGGUCUUGACGUUCUCUACUAGCGAUAACGAAUUUGAAGAGGCCGUCAAAGGCUUGUUGGGCCAAGUGAAUAGUAAAAAUUUGGAAGCUCAACAUGGGGCUCUGUUGGCCGUUGGCCAUUGUCUGGAGAUGAAAAUUAUUAGCCUGAAAAUGGAAGGGAAGGAUGUGGCGGUGGGGGAUCUCUCAAAGUCCAGCAUCGAAACGAUAUUGCCCUUUUUGAAGCAUCAAAACCCCAUUUUGAUGGGCGCAGCCUGUACUUCUAUCGGUUUGCUGGGUAGGGUCCACAGUCUUCCCUUGGAUGAUGGAAAACCGUUGAAGAACGGCAGCCCAGACGCUAAAAGAAUGGCCACGGAUGGUGUGUCGAAAAUCGACAUAGUAAAUCUCCUGCUGGAUAUUAUGAACAACACCAAAUUCACGGCAAAAGCAAGGGAAAAAGCCGCAAAAGCGCUGGGUUUAUUGUGUGUUGGGGAGAAAUUCCCCCACACUGAGGAGGUAUUGCAGGGAUUCUUGAACACAGCAAAGGAGACGAAAGACGUUGAAGUGCACUUCACCAUUGGCGAAUCUUUGGUGAUGUGUUGUCAGGGAAUUUGGUCUCCCGAAGCUAGGAAUCCUUGGACCACUCUUCCGGAAGACUACGUUCCUAAGCAAGCUGGCAUCCAACCGAACGACAAUCUCGAAUGGCUUCUGAACGAGCUGCUCAAACUCGUCGAACAAACUCAUCCCAACUCCAAACAGGCUUCUUGUAUCUGGUUGCUGGCUGUCAUCAAAGGUUGCGGGGAGAGGGGACCGAUCACGCAGAGGCUGAAGCUGUUGCAGGACGCCUUUAUGAGUUUGCUUUGCGAAAAUAACGAUAUCGUCCAGGAUGCCGCGUCUAAAGGUCUCUGUGUGCUUUACGAUAUUUACAAGUCUGAGGAGCUGCUCAGUGCUCUCGUGAAGCAGCUGACUUCUGGUGCCAGGCAAACGGCACAAGUUACCAGCGAUACCAAGUUGUUUAAAAUUUCCAGGGGCAAUUUGACCACGUAUAAAGAGCUCUGUUCUUUGGCGUCCGAUCUGAACAAACCAGAUCUGAUCUACCAGUUUAUGCACUUGGCCAAUCACAACGCCAUUUGGAAUUCGAAGAAAGGCGCCGCUUUCGGUUUCUCGAGCAUCGCCGAAAAAUGCGGCGAGGCUCUGAAGAGCCAUCUGCCGGACAUCAUACCGAAACUUUAUAGGUACCAGUUCGAUCCCACGCCUAGCAUUCAGAUGUCGAUGCAGAAUAUAUGGAGAGUGUUGGUGUCUGAACCACAGAAAAUGGUGAGAUGCUUGUUGAUGGAGAACUUUUUCGAUGUUAACACACCUUUGAUUGUUUUGGCUGGUUUUCGGGUUUUUCUGGGGGUUCCCAAGCACGUUAGGUUGAGGAAGGAAGCCUUGAAUGUGGUUUAUUGCUUGGCGACGAGGUUGAAGGAGAGGGGGAGAGAUAAGGAGUUGGAGACGGUCAUUAGAAUGUUCCAGGAGGUUUUGACGGAUCUGGCGAGCGAUAAUCAACCUGAGAUCAAGUCCAGGGAUUACUAUGAACAAGUGGUUUGCCAAAGAGGUUGCAAGUUUUUCAAUAUAAUAAAACUGAAAGAUGACUCAAAAAUCAACACAACAAAAAAGGAAUGUUUCAUUUCUUGUGAAGAGACUUACAUUGUGAAAGAGGAAAACAACAUUUGCAAGACGGGCUGCAGCAUUAUGGCAAAAGAGCAAGAGAAUUUGGUGUCAACGUUGAUCCUGGAGACGGAGAACAGCAUCGUUCUAGCAAGUCCUGAACGUGAAAUCGAGUUUGACCUGUUCUCAGAUCCCAGUAUCAGGAAUCAGCUGGAAAUAGGUUUCAACGUGGACUAUAAAAUACCCGAAACACACAUAAGAACCAUGCCUAUAGAGAUAACGGAGGAAGAAAUACGAGUUAAGGAAUCAGGUGACUGGUUGGACUGUGCAUCUCGCAACUCAGGUAUCCCCAGGUGGAUAUUGCUAUCGGCUAUUCUAUCUGCCGUGUUGAUAGCUCUGUGGCUAAGUUUCUCCUCUGAGAAACGGAACAGUACCGAAGAGGAAAUCUCUGAAAUUGAUAUACCCGACGAUAAGCUAAUCUUAGAACAUGAUGAUUCUCCAGAGAAAGACCCUUGUUUGCUAGAGCAGGGACCUGUUCUCUUCGUGGAGAACAUUAAUUAUCAACCCGAGGCGCCUCCUAAGUAUACUUUGGAGAACGAUAAAUACAUUGAAACCAAUGUUUCAGACGACUCCAUCAGAUCAGCGUGUGCCCAUACCAUCCAAUCGAUAGGCAUCCACAAUCAGGAAACGCUUAAGUCGCACGCUGAUGUGGUAUUGCCACUCGUAUUCUUCGCCAUGCACGCCGAUAAGACUCCCGAGACGGAAAGGACUCUGGAAAUCUGGAACGAAAUCUGGUCGGAACAGAGUCCCGGCACAGAGACCGGCAUCAGGAAUAAUUUAGGGAACAUUUGCGAUAUGCUCAAGACGGCUCUGGAAUCGCCGUCUUGGACUGUUAAAGCACAGGCUGCUAAUGCUGUGAGCACUGUCGCCAAUAAACUGGGGAGCUCGAUGGAUGCCAAUCACAGGAAUUCUUUGAUAAUGAUUUUGCUGGCUGGGUUAACAGGGAGAACUUGGAAUGGAAAAGAUAAACUUUUGAAAGCCCUGUCCAGUAUUUGUUCCAAUUGCAAAGACGGAAUCAAAGAAGAUCCUAAUAUAGACAUAUCGUUGAUAGUGGAGGCAGUACUGAAAGAAAGCAGAAAAGAGGAGAUCGUCUACAAAAACAGCGCCUUACGUGCUCUGGGAGAAAUAGUUUCUUCCCUAGACGUUGACAAGUUCGAAGAAAUCUACGGCAUCAUACAGAGAGUCUUGACGAACCAGACCACCAACAAAGAUGAAGAUGACUCGGGUGAGGAAAUAUCGAAGAAGAGGGAGGACAUGAUCAAGCUCAAAGAAACUGCUUACGAAACGCUGGGUAAAGCUUGGCCGCAGCACAGCAAAGCGACGCAGGAGAAAUAUAGGGAGCUCUUCGUGGAACACUCUGUACAGCACUUGCCUUCCGUCACCCGCUCGGUCCAAGUUAGCGUUUUGUCUGCUCUGUACAGCUUCGUGGACAAGCUGUCGUUGCUCAGCGAUGAGAAUUUGACAGACAUGGAGAAAGCGAGUUUGGAGAAAAUCGUUACCGACGUCACACUGGCCCUAAGGCUCGCCCUGGGGGUUCCCAAGCACGUUAGGUUGAGGAAGGAAGCCUUGAAUGUGGUUUAUUGCUUGGCGACGAGGUUGAAGGAGAGGGGGAGAGAUAAGGAGUUGGAGACGGUCAUUAGAAUGUUCCAGGAGGUUUUGACGGAUCUGGCGAGCGAUAAUCAACCUGAGAUCAAGUCCAGGGUCGCCGAUAUAAAGAAGAUUAAGGGGGAGUAAUUUAUUUUCUAGGUGUAAAGAACUAAUUUAUGCGAAUAAAGUAACACAGUUGAA
Molecule: messenger RNA, 5679 nt
Organism: Leptinotarsa decemlineata (Colorado potato beetle)
Lineage: Eukaryota; Metazoa; Arthropoda; Insecta; Coleoptera; Chrysomelidae
Product: proteasome adapter and scaffold protein ECM29
Biological process (GO): ERAD pathway; proteasome assembly
Cellular component (GO): nucleus; cytoplasm
Molecular function (GO): molecular adaptor activity
Source: RefSeq, a predicted model, not a curated record